Myzus persicae (green peach aphid) is the source of this 840-nucleotide messenger RNA. Its product is annotated as protein ALP1-like. Lineage: Eukaryota; Metazoa; Arthropoda; Insecta; Hemiptera; Aphididae. The transcript has 3 exons. The record is from RefSeq and is a predicted model, not a curated record. The annotation marks the transcript as partial.
GCCGUAAGACCGUAUUAUAAUCUAUUUAUUUUUCGAUUAUGUCCAAUUACUAUAUUUAGAUAUUUUUCCAUGAAUGUGCAAGCACUUGUAAAUUCAGAUUUGAAAUUCAUGGAUAUUGUUGCUAGAUGGCCUGGGUCUGCACAUGACAGUAAUUUUUUCAGAAACUCUAGACUGUAUGCAAGAUUAGAAUCGGGUGAAUUCAAUAACAAUGCCAUCUUAGGAGACAGUGGUUAUGCUCUAAAACCGUAUAUGUUAACACCAAUAUUAAACCCGGUUGGACGAAUAGAGAUGCUAUAUAACGAGUCCCAAAUUAGAACAAGAAAUAUAAUAGAAAGGUGUUUUGGGGUCUGGAAAAGAAGAUUUCUAGUGUUAUCACUUGGUAUGCGAUUACAACUAAAAACUGUGCAGGUAAUAAUAGUUGCAACAGCAAUUUUGCACAAUAUAUGUAGAGAUAUGAAUGAGGAUUUACCUGAAGACAGUUCUGAUGAUGUCUUACACCAGUUAAAUGAAGCAGAAGACAUGGCUGAAACAGACCAUCGUCAUGAUGAUAAUGGUGAAGACUCAAUCACUAGAAACUCACUACUUAACAAUUACUUUGCUAGAUUAUAAUGUAUAGAUGAUCAGAGAAUGACACACAAUCAACGUGUUCUUUCUUAUCACUGUAUACGUUUAUCAUAAUGUAACAUAAUUAAUAGUUGAUACUAACAUGAUGCCUAAAGUCUAAGAAAAAAGUAUCUAUAAAUAGAAAUAUUUUUUAAGAAUAUGAAAAAUAUAUAAAUUAUGGUAUAGGUGCCUAUUAAAAAAAAUGCAUAAGAUUAAAAACUUAUAACUUAACUUAAA